Molecule: messenger RNA, 774 nt
Organism: Cylicostephanus goldi
Lineage: Eukaryota; Metazoa; Nematoda; Chromadorea; Rhabditida; Strongylidae
Source: the annotation of a GenBank genome assembly
AUGGUCGUGGACGGAUCGAGAAUGUUUGCUGGUAAUCCGGGUCUCCCCUACACAUCUUCGUACGGGUCGGGCCAGUUCGAGGCCUCUCUUUUUGAACAAGCAGUGCAGUAUGCUGCCGCAACGGCUGCAACCCAAAAUUCUCUACGUACCACGCUACCUUCGAUAUAUAGUCCUUCACCAAGUGGUAACAACAAUACGAGGACACAUGGUGGGAUCUUUGUUAACAAAACGGCAGUGGCUUCUCAUUUAGAUGAAAGCUAUCUGUUAGAUGAUGAUGAGGAUAGCAGCAUUCUCAGCAAUCUACCAAACUCGUGUCACGAUUUUGAGCUCAAAGAACUGCACAUACGUCUUGAGCGCAAUCACUCGAGUCCUUUGAUUGGAGGUCAUAGCUCUCCUGCAGUCUCAAGUCUGUUAUCGAGCAACUGUCCCUCUACAGAACCGCCUGCUGAACUUGCAGAGCCGGAAGAUCUUGAGGUACAAUUGAUCAAUGAAUGUUUCGAGGAGCAACAGAGGCAGAACCAGAUGUACCAGAGCGGCGAUUUGAAAACACUGUUCUAUCACGGAACUUCUGAACUCGAAUCAUCAAAGGCUUUUCUUUCCUCUACUUGUAUACUUCAUGCUCACAUCUUCAUUCUCGAAAUCUUCGCAAUGAUGUUUGCUAUUGACAAUUUGCAGGGUGCGAACCAAUCUGAUACAGAGAAAAGUGUACAGUCAUCAUUGGAGCGUCCAGUAAGGCUUCCGUACGCAGAGAAGCUCAGUUCUCACGAUCCACUA